Messenger RNA from Erythranthe guttata (spotted monkey flower), 2449 nucleotides. RefSeq names its product BEL1-like homeodomain 7 (gene BLH7). NCBI's taxonomy places the organism in Eukaryota, Viridiplantae, Streptophyta, Magnoliopsida, Lamiales, Phrymaceae. The record is from RefSeq and is a predicted model, not a curated record. Gene Ontology annotation, biological process: regulation of DNA-templated transcription. Gene Ontology annotation, molecular function: DNA binding.
UUUAGAGAAAGGUGUGAUUUUUAUUUUUGUGGGGUUUGGGAAAAAAAUAGUAAUAAGAAACGACCCUUUUGUUUUAGGGGGGGUUUCAUGCUAUAUAUUAAGAGAAAGGUGGAAAAUUGAGAAAGAGACUUUGUGUAUAAGUCUCACGUGGGAAUAUAUAAAUAAUAUGAUGAUAUAUAUAUACACAUAUGUGUGUGUGUGUGUGUGUGUGUGUGUGUGUCAUAAAGGUGAAUGGAAAGAGUUGUAGAGGGGGUGUGAUAUAAUGUUCUUGUACUUUAAACUUUGAAAAAUUGCAACUCUACUAUGCCUGCCUAGAUAGAGAGGAAAAGAAAGAGGAAAAAAAAGUUUGUCUUCUUUCUUAGGUUUUCCUAGUUCUUUCUUCUUUCUUGUGUGUGAGUGUUUGUGUGAGAGAGAGAGAGAGAGAGAGAGAGAGAGGAGAGAGAGAGUAGAGAGAGAGAGAGAUGAAAAGGGUUGCAGGAGAGAAGGGGUCAUAUAAUAGUGUUGAAGUGUUGGGAUCUGUGAGUUUGGUUUGAAGGUAUAUAUAUAUUUUUUAAGGCGGAUCGGAGGAUUGUGUUCAUUACAAGGCGAGAACAGCUUAUACUGAAUUUCAGCACAAAGGAAAGCCAUGGAAACAUAUUUCCCGAUGCCAAACAACGAAAGAGAUUCCGCCACAAUGCUCUACGCAAGGGACCGUUUGGACGAUUCUCAUUCCGAAUCUCCCGUUUUUCAAGAAAACACGAUAAUGUUUUCAAGUAAUUACACGCCACCGACUUCUUCUUCGGUGCCUAAUUAUGACUCCAAUACUUCCCAACAAGAAAUUCUAUUAAAUUACGGAGGCUCACAAAACAAUAGAAACGAGAUGCUAAUGAUGAACCAAGGCACUGGAUUAUUAUCCCUCAGUCUCAAUUCAAAUGUAUCACCUAUCCAAUACCAGGAUUUUUCGUCGAUUAUUUCCCAUAAUAAUAAUAAUAAUAAUAUUAAUAAUAGUAAUAAUGAUAAUAAUAAUAAUAAUGAUAAUAAUGUUUCUGCGUAUAAUGGUAUGCCGAGUGUUGUGAGAGCUGUUCCGAAUUCUAAGUAUUUGAGAGCGGCUCAACAAUUGCUCGAUGAAGUUGUUAGUGUCAAGAAAAGUAUGAAAGAUCAAAAUGCCAAACGGGAAUUUCCGAAAAACUCGAAACAAGUCGAAGAGGAAUCAUGCGAGGAAUAUCCUUCUUCUUCACCCACAGUUAAGGCGAGCCGGAGUGAGAUUUCCGUGGCUGAAAAACAGGAUUUGCAGAACAAAAUGUCGAAGCUUUUGUCGAUGUUGGAUGAGGUGGACAGAAGAUACAGACAGUACUACCAUCAAAUGCAGAUAGUUGUUUCCUCGUUCGAUGUAAUAGCAGGUGCCGGAGCAGCUAAACCAUACACGGCAGUUGCCCUAGAGACAAUUUCCCGCCAUUUUCGAUGCUUGCGUGAUUCUAUAAACAACCAAAUUCACUUAGCAAGAAAAAGCCUCGGAGAAGAAGAUUCUUCUUCGAACGAUAAUAAAGGAGUUGGAAUAUCUCGCCUUCGCUUUGUCGACCAUCAACUCAGACAGCACAGAGCCCUUCAACAGCUCGGAAUUAUGCAACAACAUGCUUGGAGGCCUCAGAGGGGCCUUCCGGAAACUUCCGUUUCCAUCCUGCGUGCUUGGCUUUUCGAACACUUUCUCCAUCCCUAUCCGAAAGAUUCUGACAAGAUAAUGCUAGCAAGGCAGACAGGAUUGACAAGAAGUCAGGUCUCAAACUGGUUCAUAAAUGCUCGUGUCCGCCUAUGGAAGCCAAUGGUCGAAGAAAUGUACAAAGAAGAAACUGGUGAUGCUGAAAUAGAUUCCAAUUCUUCAUCCGAAACCAUAUCAAGAACCGCUGUAAAAUUAAAACCCUCCAACAAAAACAGAGGAGAAGAUUUUUUGCUGCAAGGGGCGACAAUUUCGACAGACCAGAUUACAGAUAUAGAAAUGAUGGGAUCGGACAGUAAUUCCAUAUUUCAGACAGAACCACCGCAGAUGGAUUACGGGAUUGGGAAAAGGCAAACAACUGAGUCGACUCGUUACCAAGAUUCGGUGGUGGAAUCGAGUUGUGGGAGUGAGAGGUUCAUUACUUCUGCGUACCACAUUUCGGAUAUGGAGAGAUUUGGUAGUGUUAGUGAAGUGUCUCUCACACUAGGACUGCAGCAGUGUGAGGGUGGUUUUAUUCCCUUGAGAGAGAGUGAUGCUUAUAAUGCAUCGGCUUCAGCUAUGGGGACUGAAAACGCAGAAUUUGAUCGAAGAAAUCAAUUUAUUUCGUCUCUCCUCCCAUCGUUUACGUGAUUUUUUUUUUAUGUGAAAAUCCGGGAGUGAUUGUAGAAAAGAUUGGUUGGACAGAUUAUAUAUGUAAAGAAAUGUGUGUUUUGUGUAAUGUAAAAUCGAGAAUACGAUGUUUUUUGUGGCAUCAAA